AUCCUCGUUUUCCCCAACUCUUCGCUCUUUGGCACGGCGCCUGUAAUAUUUUAUUUUAUCACGACUGCUACUCUUUUCGACAUUUCUCCUUAAUUCUAGUUUUCUUUCCCUCUUCUCCGCCCUAAUUCAACUUGCUGCCUGUACUAUUUGACGGGCGUAAUUCAGUCCGUCAUUGCCUCACUCAGCACACUAGCCGCCAAACCGACGAUUCAACAGCUUCUUCUGCCGCCAACGCACCUCGCGCGCUUCUCCGAUCGAAACCAAACGAUACGCCGAUAGAAACGAAGCUUGCGACGAUAAUCAUGCUCUCCCCUUAGGCGGCGCCCUACCUCAACUGACAUCACCCAAAACCGGCCCGCCUUCCUCUCGCCGCGUCCUGGGCACCGUUAACGUCAUGCGCAAACCAGACGCACUCGAUACAAUGACACGCUCACAUACACUAAACAAGCCGAUACGGGUAUUGGGGUCAUGUCGAAAAUAUUCAACAAUUCUCGUGGUACUUAUGCUAUGCCUCGUUACCCCGUCGCUAGUUUCUGCCGUCCAAGUCGACUUCGACAACUGUCUUGACCCAAACUACAAAGACUCCAACAAGCUACAAUUCAUGCCGCUUAUUGCCGAUGCAACCUAUGUGAUUGACGGAGACAAGCGAAAAUUCUUCUACCAAGCAUGGUCAAACGUGACAGGUUGGGUAGACGGAAACCCACCUAAUGGAGGCCACUUACCACCCGACUACUGGGAAAACACCAGUAGGACGGAGGGGAAGAUCGCCAAUGGAGAGUAUAAGGCUACCGUCAUCAAUAGCAUUGAUUUGCUGAUGACUCGCCCUUUCAGCUCCCCCGCGGGCUUCUGUGAGACUGGUAUUCACACAGACUGCCCCGUGGGGCCAGUAUUCAAUCAUACGCAAGUCGAUCUGCGCAAAGCACUGCCAUCAUUCAACUUUACAUACGAUUUUUCAGGAAGCAUUGCAUUUAACUCAUUCGCAACGACUAUUCUUGUAAAGCCCGGUUAUAAGAAUAUUGUCGUGGGCUGCGUUUCAUCAGUUAUUACUCCUGACCUCGGCUCAGCAGCCGCUGCCGUGCAGUUUGUGCCGCUUGCUGCUCUUUUGGUUACGGGAUUUGCGGUUAUCUUUGCAGGCAUGUACAGCCCCUGGGGAUCUACCGACAUUUUCCAGUGGACAACCAACUACGGACGCGAUGCAGACCAGCUACGUCUCAUCACUCCCGGCUUUGGAGACUUUUUGCAAUAUUUACAGUUUAUUGUCUUGACUGGCGGUCUCAGCAUAUCAUAUCCUGGCUUUUACCAGCCUGUUGUAAGCAACAUUGCUUGGGCUUCAGUCAUGUUUAACGAAAGCGUCGUCACACAUAAGCCUGGCUGGCAGAGUGUCCAGGAUGGCAUCUACGCCUACGUUCCAAACACACGAUAUGGCCUGCAUCGACUGGGUCAGCUUGUGGGCAUGCAAGAUGCAACCGAUAUAUGGGCAGGCAUGAUGGUAUGGCUGUGCAUUGUUGUACUGUGUGUCUUUGUGAUUGUUCAGCUGGGCUUCUUGGCGCAAUGGCUUUACCGCCGUGUUAAGCAGGUGCCUGAAGAAGACUUACGAUCCAAAAACAUACCUUUUUCUGUCGGCAACAUUGUCCGCAUUGUAUUCAACUUUCUUCUGCUACCCAUUGUCGCACUGUCAACGUUCCAGCUUCUUCUUGCUAGCGAGUCACCGCGCUUCACGGUAGCCCUCGCCGCUGUGACGCUGGCCGUCUUGAUUGGCUUGGCGGUCUAUCUCCUAUACUUUAUUGUUGCGACAAAGCCAAAGGCCGUGUUAUUCGACGACUUGCCAACAGUACUACGACUCGGGCCACUAUACAACACGUACUCUGACGAAGCUGCUGCUUUUGCACUUGUGCCGAUAAUUCUUACGUUCCUUCGCGGAAUCGCAAUUGGUGGUUUCCAGUUCAGUGGUAUUACACAAGUGGUGAUGCUAGCCAUUUGCGAAGUCAUUUAUGUCUUUUCUCUUCACGCCUUCCGCCCCUUUCAAACACACACGUCGAUGAACGCGUACCAUACCGCAUUUGGUAUUAUGCGACUUCUCGGUGUUUUGCUUCUUAUUCCUUUCAUUCCUUCGCUCGGCCUUACCGAAGGACCGAAAGGAUGGAUUGGGUAUGCAGCGCUUAUUGUCCAUGCAUGUGUUAUCUUCUUUGGGUUCUUCUUGAGCGCCUUGCAAACUAUUGUGGAAGUCGCGGCCCGUCUUCUCGGUGCAGGUGGCGACAACGCCUCUGGGCUUAAGCGAGGUGGUCUAUCCAAGAUUUUUGGUAUGCGCCAGCUGGCAAAGAGAGAAAUUCAUAGACCCGCGCCAUCAAGGGCCAGUCAGCUGUCAACCUCAGCCAUUGUUGACCCGUCCAGGACGGCGUAUUCACCUGGCUUGGGCGUUAGAAGCAGCUCUGGCUUGAGUAUCGGCCUGUCGCCACGUAAUGUCAAACGGAGCAGCUCUGCACUAGACAGCCCUGACGUCUACUCUACACAUCGGACCAUGGAUAGCCCGACAUCAUAUGUCCCCGGAACGCCUGCUGAGGAUAGCACAUAUUCGUUUAUCAACACUCCCAGUACCAACAGACCUGGUAUUAGUCUCACUGCCCUGAAGGCGGCUGAUCCCUGGUAUCGUCCUCCACGACGCGGUACUCAGACGGCUGGAGAUAAUCUCUUGGCUGACCAGCAGCGCGUCUCCCUAAUUAUGGAUAAGCACGAUUCUUCCUUGCCCACUAGUCGUGGUCUUGGCCUGGAUCCCGAGAACGGCGAUAUUGGAGCCGAGAUUUCACGAAAUGGCACGCCUAUUGCACCAGGAACGUUGGGGGUAAAUCCUGCCAUCAGCUACCCCCCGAACCAGCCGGACUACGCCACGCGAGAGGUUGACUUUUACUAUGGAGUCCGAGGCCCGGCGCUCAACUCGGACCAUCUGGGUCGCAAAUUGGGUACUGGUCCAGCCGACCCAACUGGCCCAAUCGCGACAGCAAGCAGCUGGGUCCGAGGUCUCUUUGGUGGCAAGAGUAAGGACAAGAGUAAAGGAUUUGAGGUGGUCCGCAGCUCCAGGAUGCCCAAGGCUGUUGCCAACAACGGGGGCUAUGGGGACGAAACACCGCCAGAGGGUAUUCCUAUUGCCACGGGAGGCAUACGAACUGGUCCUAUUGAAUCUGACGAUGAUGAACCUGUGCCACAAAAGUCAUCCCAUCGACCAGCACCCAUCGUGACCAACUUUGAAACCCUUGAGGACGAAUCUGACGGGCCUCCCCCCAUCAGCCCUCUGACCGACGACGCCCCCGAUAUUCCACGAAAGAGCUCUAAGCGAGACUCUCAUUUGGCACCGAGGGGCCAUACUCCGACGUUGAGCAUGGUUGAGUCUAAUUCACAGGGUGACCGCUCCUCUAGAGAUGAAGCCGCUAUAUAUGGCCACAAGAAGAGCCUCUCUGCUCCUCAUCCCGCAGCACCAGCACUACCCACAUUACCAUUUGAGCGCUCCGCGUCCAAGAAGCAGCGAUCACCUAGGGGGUCAACCGCCAUAUUGGGCGAGCAGGAUGAGUUUACCAACAUUGACCUGGCCACCUUGUCUAGCGACCGACCCGCCAGUUUUGGAGUUGUCAGACAGCACGGCAUCAGCCGCGUUGACCCUGUCCACCACGGUGCGGACUGGGCAGGAAGUUCAGCCGAGCUUGUUGACGAGAAUGGCAAUAUCAAACGCAAGUAAUAGAACGAGCCGGCAACGUUUUGAGUGUGGAGUGUGGCAUGAGUGUACAGCCGCAUAUCAUUCUUAAACUUUUUUUCCGUGCGUGGAACUGAACGCUGCGUAUAGCAGACUCUCUUUUUAUGUUUUUUUUUCUUUCUGGGGUAUAUCAUAGACGGGGUUUUUCGCAAGCGAAGAAAAAAUCGGCAGCUAUCGCCGCUGCAUCUGGAGCAGCCGCAAGACUAGCGAGGGAUGUUUAUUAGGGCAUUUUUGUUUAUUAUUGGAUAUUUUUUAAGUACAUGAUGCUGUCAGCGAAUAACAAGCUAUUUCACCUUUUCUAU
[Torrubiella] hemipterigena is the source of this 4044-nucleotide messenger RNA. NCBI's taxonomy places the organism in Eukaryota, Fungi, Ascomycota, Sordariomycetes, Hypocreales, Clavicipitaceae. The record is from the annotation of a GenBank genome assembly.